AUGGCCUCCAGCAGCAUCGCUGAACGACCACUGGAAGACUACAUUUCGCAGCACCUCUGGCAGAUUAUCUGCUCCAAAAAGAAUCAGCGCAAGAUAUUCGGUCGAGGCUCUGCCAAACCUCAGACUCCGCGGUUCAUUCUCCAAUUGCUGAUGCUUAGCAAAACGCUCGAACGUCGAAGGGAGCGUCCAUUCAUCAUCAUUAUGGAUAGAUGUGAAGAACAUGCAAAAAGGGCUGUCGAUGUCCUCCGAAAACAUCCUGACAUGCAGGGCUUUGGGUUCGAACUCCUGGCCUGUGAGGACAAAUGGGACUUCUGCACCAAAUCUACGGCGUAUGGCACGGCUCUUGGACUGAGUGCCCCUGAGUUCGCCUGGCAGGCACCAUGGCAGGACACCCAUACGCAACAUUUGAGCCGUCUUAAUGAAGGGGACCGCGAAAUGUCUUUGAUACUCUCUGGGCGGCUACUCAAAAUUAGAAGUGCCGCUGCCAGUGAUGAAACUUGGAAGGUUGGAGGUUACCUCAAAUUCGGUAAGGAGCGUUCUGCCCUCACUGCAGCUCACGCUUUCAUGAAAGAUUUAGAUGACCAGCCCAAUGAUUACAGUUUGGAUAAUUCUGAAGAUGGGUCUGAAUCGGAGUGUGACAGCGAAAGUGACGAUGACAAUGACGACGACAAUGACAGCGACAUUGACGGCGACAUUGACGGCGACAGCGGAAACAUUAAUGAUGGUAGAAACAACGACCCAACACGCAGCUCCAACGCUGAUCGAACCAAUGACCACUUGGUUCAAUUUGACAUCGAGUCAGCAGCAGACGCUGGGGCUGACCAGCGUCACUGGAGUCCUGGGCCACAAUCCAUCAACCCGGCUCUAGACUGGGCAUUGGUCGGUCGGUCGCAUCGGCCAAUGGUGCAAAUAAAACCCCCAGAAUGCCAUCGUGUUCAACAGGUAUUUCCAGGAGUCUCUCCGCCAAAUCGGCAGAUCUUGAUGUUCUGCGGGAAAUCUGGGCUGCUUUGGGGCAAGCUCCUAGGAAUGUCGAGCAGCAUCUCACUGCCUUGGAACUCGAAGUUAGCCAAAAGCCAGGUGACUGUGGUAUCUUGGGUCAUGAGCCUAGAUCUCCGGACUCUCUACGGGAUUGUCAUUGCUUGUAGUCCUGCAAUGAAACUCACCUAUCUCAUUCCUGCUGAGGCCAUUUUUCGAGACAUUUUUCAGAGAAUAGGUCUUCCGGAAGAUGCCAUGAGCAAGUUGGACUGUUCUCAGGACCCAGAGCCCGUCUCCAAUAAGCUCUUGAAUCUCCCGGUUCAGAGCUGUCGGUUCAAUACCAUGCUCACCAUACGUGCAAGGAGUUUUGUGUGUCUCCGACAGGGUGAUUACGCAGCGUGCGCUUGCCAGGUUUUAAAAUUUCCUGGACUCCAAUCUGAACCCGAAUUGAGUUUCACCCUCCACGCGGAGUUCGCCUUCGCAACGGGCGACGAGGAUUGCGCAAAGCGCUGCAUUCAGGGGGCCACAUUUCUGAGCUUCUUGAAUGCCGCUCCUGGAAAUGGAGUUUCGCCUCGAACAUUUCUCAAAAUGGUCGAAAUUCGGGACCAGGUUGUGAUCUCUUAUGUGGCUGAGCUGUGCAAGCAUACUUGUGUUCACCGCUACUGCACUUCUGGCAGGACGAGCAACAUGGCGCCUGAUUUUAUCACGGCUCUGGUGAAGAGACCUGAUGGUCUUUGGGAUGAACGACAAGAGCUUUGGCCCUAUAUUCUCCCACUGAUUGUGAUGCGACAUCUAAGGCUCGGAAGGACCCAAGACGUUGUUGCAAUUGGCGAUGAUGCCAUAUCGAAGGAUUACGGUAAGACAUGUUCCUCCCGGAAUCCGACCGUGAGUUUUCAGACGGGGCAAUCCAAGCCAUGGGUUUUUGACUAA
Molecule: messenger RNA, 1905 nt
Organism: Cladophialophora psammophila CBS 110553
Lineage: Eukaryota; Fungi; Ascomycota; Eurotiomycetes; Chaetothyriales; Herpotrichiellaceae
Exons: 2
Coding region: 1-1905 (634 amino acids)
Source: RefSeq, a predicted model, not a curated record